Molecule: messenger RNA, 1164 nt
Organism: Odobenus rosmarus divergens (Pacific walrus)
Lineage: Eukaryota; Metazoa; Chordata; Mammalia; Carnivora; Odobenidae
Gene: SH2D6
Product: SH2 domain containing 6
Exons: 14
Biological process (GO): cell surface receptor protein tyrosine kinase signaling pathway; intracellular signal transduction
Cellular component (GO): cytoplasm
Source: RefSeq, a predicted model, not a curated record
AUGGUGAGAGACAAGCUCAGGGGAAGCAAGCGCCGCCUGGAACAGAGAUGCCCCCAGCCCAUCUCCUCGGCCCGCCCCAGGGACCUGGAUACUCGAGCCCAGGAGGAGGAAGAAGAUGAUGAAGAUAAAUAUGAGCUGCCCCCCUGUGAGGCUCUGCCCUUCAGUCUUGCCCCAGCCCACCUUCCUGACACCGAGGAGGAGGACUCUUUGUACUUGGAUCACCCUGGCCCCCUGGGCCCUUCCAAGUCACCACCACCGCAGCCCCAGGCCACAACGCUGAAGGCGGUCCUGAGCCUGCCAGAGACUAGGAAGCAGGGACAGCCCUUCCCCGUGGGGAAGCAAGGUAAUGAGGAUGUCCUGUGUCUUUCCGAGGCCCGCUCAGUGCCCACCCUGAGAGGUGGCUACACCGGCCAGAGUGGGUGUAAGCCAGCUAUCUGUACUGCCCAGCGCUACUGGGGAAGAACUCGCCCAGAUCUCCUCCUGGACGCCCACGUCCUAGCAGAGCUAGGGCCUACAAGCACCUCUGAAGGAGGAAGUCCCGGCCUUGACUCAGACUCUGAGCUCCCAAGUCCCCCCCCCCCCAGUCUCUCUGCCAAGGGUAUCAUUGGUGCCCAGGGAGCAGCGAAUGCCACCUCUAAAGGCCUCUGUGCACAGCCCUCUAACCUCCCGCACCUCUGCAGCUGGGCCCAAAGCUUUCUUUGCCUAAUCCCCUCCCCGCCUCAACUCUGUAAUCUGCUUCUUCCAGCAGGAAGGAGAUCCUCUCUUUCCUCUAGAGCACCCACCUGGAGCACCUCAGCUGCUGAGGACGGCAGCCUGCUGGGUCAGCCCUGGUACUCAGGAAACUGUGACCGCCAUGCCGUUGAGAGUGCCCUGCUCCACUUCUGAAAGGAUGGGGCCUACACUGUGCGCCCCAGCUCAGAGCCUCACGGCUCCCAACCCCUCACCCUGGCGGUGCUUCUCCAUGGCCGGGUCUUUAACAUUCCCAUCCGGCGGCUGGACGGUGGGAGCCACUAUGCCCUGGGCCGGGAGGGCAGGAACCACGAGAAGCUGUUCCCCUCCGUGGCGGCCAUGGUUCAGCACUUCACGCAGCACCCCCUGCCCCUUGUGGACAGACACAGCCACCGCCAUCAGCUCACCUGCCUGCUCUUCCCCACCAAGCCCUGA